CAAACCAACCGGCGGUCACUCCGCGCGCUGCUACGUACUGUACAUACGUUCACGGAGCUAGCGUACACAUGGGCAACGCCGUGCCGCGCAGCAUGCGCCACGAGGCCACGCCCAAAGCCACGGCGGCCGGGGACUCGCGCUCCGGGGCGACGCCGGCCGUACCAUCGGGACGUGUGUUCUCGGCGGCACGCAGGCAUGGCGGGAAGGUAGCGCGGGCCGCCGGGGGUCGACGCGGGGCCGAGGAUCAGCAGGUGGGAGGCGGCGGCCACGGAUCCACCGUGGUGAUGACGGUGAAGGUGGUGGUGACGAGGAAGGAAGCGGAGAAGCUGAUCGCGCGGCUGGAGGAGCAGAGCGCGAGGGAGCGCAAGGCGAGGAUCGCCGAGCUCACGGGCCAGCUCAGGGCGGGGGACGGCGGCGGCGGGAGGAGCCCGGCAACGUGCGGGGCGGUGCGGAAGCCGAGGCUCGCCGCGAUACAGGAGAGCUAGCUCCGCGUAUAUGCAUGUCGACCUAGUCCUCCGCAGUAGCCACUGGUGGAUGUGUCCGUAGUUUACGAGUUUUAGUACGUAGACAGUGCCUUAACCGCUGGUCACUCGCCACUCGCCCAUGUACUUUGUUCAGGUAACGUAGUUGCAAGAGGUGGCACGCAUGGCAAGUACCAAAUACUAUGAGUGAUGAUUGAAAAAAUAUGAAUGAUGACUGA
Molecule: messenger RNA, 700 nt
Organism: Triticum aestivum (bread wheat)
Lineage: Eukaryota; Viridiplantae; Streptophyta; Magnoliopsida; Poales; Poaceae
Exons: 1
Coding region: 69-485 (138 amino acids)
Source: RefSeq, a predicted model, not a curated record